Oppiella nova is the source of this 1050-nucleotide messenger RNA. The record is from the annotation of a GenBank genome assembly. Lineage: Eukaryota; Metazoa; Arthropoda; Arachnida; Sarcoptiformes; Oppiidae.
GAUAUACUGCAUAAUCAACACUCCGGUAGUUAUACUAACGGUUACAUCACAUCAGUGAACAGUAACGGUAAUACGGGUCAAGAGACGGGUCAGGACUCGAGUUCGGCCAAUGGUUCGGGAGGUUAUAGGGGAGAGUCCGUACAUAAGCGAAACAAAGACAAAGUCGUCACUACUUGUGAUUUGCUGUGUUUUGCAUUUCAAUGCGCCCGAGGAAUGCAAUACUUGGCCCACAGGAAGCUCAUUCAUAGAGAUCUUGCCGCCAGAAAUGUAUUACUCGCUGAGGAUAAUAUUGUUAAGAUAUGUGACUUUGGUUUAGCCAAAGAUGUCUAUAAAUACGAUAAUUAUGUGAAGAAGAAUGACGGACCGCUUCCUAUUAAAUGGAUGGCUAUUGAGUCGAUCAGAGAUAAAGUGUUUACUUCAAAGAGCGAUGUCUGGUCGUUUGGUAUUCUGUUAUACGAGUUCUUCACAUUAGGAGGCAAUCCCUAUCCAGGCAUUGAAAUCGAUGAAGAAUUUUAUAAGCGAUUGAAAACUGGAUACCGUAUGGAAAAGCCUGACUUUGCUCCAAACGAUAUUUAUGAAUUAAUGAGUCUUUGCUGGAGAGCUGAGCCUAAAGACAGGCCAGACUUUAUGGAAAUCGCGGAUAUUAUUGGAGCUCUUUUAGAGUCUAAUCAUUACUUAGAUCUGAAUGACCCGUAUCAAACAAUGAACGAACAGAUACUCAAUAAUAAUGAUUACCUCCGGAUGUCAUCAAUGAAUUCUUCGUCACGUAAUGAGAUUAACGGCGAUUACCUUAAUAUGAAGGCUAAUGAGACAAAUGACGAGCGCAUAUCGGAUCCAAUGAAUCAUUACGACAAUUUGGGACACAUUCGGCCCAUUGACGCAAAUAUCCCGGUCCCUUUAGAGCCCAUGGAAGUGGUGCCUAUGAUUCAGUUGGACUCUUAUGGCCAGAAAUACGACAACAAAAUGAGGGGUGGGCUUAGUUUAGCGGUCGACGACACUAAACUACAGGUUGAGCUAAAAAGGAGUUCCGUUUGGUUCGAUACGACCGCA